AUGGCUCUCUCAACAUAUGCGAUUCUUGGAGCGACCGGUCAUUGCGGAAAGGCAAUGAUUGAGGUCAUUCUCCAGGAUCCAGACACCCGCAUCCACGCCUACUGCCGAAACAAGCCCAAACUCCUGAAAGCGCUGCCGCACCUUGCCGACCACCGGCAAGUAGAGAUCUUUGAAGGAAGUAUCCAAGAUGUCGACUUGCUUGCACGAUGUAUGAAGGGGACCAAGGCGGUUGUCCAUGCCGUCAGCACCAAUACCAAUGUGCCCAAAUACACCGUCGGCUUCGAGACUGCACAGAGCAUCAUCGCUGCCCUGGAGAAGCUAAAGGCCGACGAUCCAAACACAAGACUCCCGAAGCUGCUGCUACUGUCGUCGGCCAUGACAGACAAACAAUUAUCGCAAAACAUCAACAAGAUAUUCGGACACAUCAUGCACACGGCCGCCUCGUACGUAUACGACGACCUCGACAAAACCGAAGCCUACCUCCGCAAGCACGAAGACUUGGUUACAACCAUCUACAUCAAGCCUGGCGGCUUGUCGGUCGACAUCCAAAGGGGCCACAAGAUCUCCCUGACGGAACAGGAGACCUUCGUUUCGUACCUCGACCUCGCGGCCGCCAUGAAAGAGGCAGCCGACGAUCCUGAUGGACGAUACGAUGGAAAGGCUGUGAGCGUCGUGAAUGCAAACACCCCCGCGAGGUUUCCGCCCGGGACCUUUUGGUGCAUUGUCACUGGACUCAUUCGUCAUUUCCUCCCAUUCACGCACCCGUAUCUGCCGACCCCUGGGCCAGAGUGA
This is a messenger RNA of Clonostachys byssicola, 792 nucleotides long. NCBI's taxonomy places the organism in Eukaryota, Fungi, Ascomycota, Sordariomycetes, Hypocreales, Bionectriaceae. The record is from the annotation of a GenBank genome assembly.